ACGCGGAAGCGAGUCGUGCCAUAGUUCACUGUCAAAAGGUGUUAACCAAGACAUUUUCCUGCGGUAUUUCUUGACAAUGGCCGAAAGAACCGAUAACGGCAUUAAGGCACGAGUGGUUCUGCAGCAGUGUCUACAUGCACGACUCCAGGUUAAACCUCCAGACGCAGAAAUUGAUGCUGAAUGGGUUGAGAUCAAUAGGGGGAUGGUGAUCUACAUUUGCUUUUUCAAAGGCGCCACUGAAGAUAUAAUUCCCAAAAUGGUGACAACAUUGCUAAACAUGAAGCUUUGUGAGACAUCUACUGGAAAAUACACCUCAGUCCUUGAACUACCUGGCAGUGUUCUUAUUGUACCCCAGGCCACACUUGGGGGGAAACCAAAAGGAAAGGGGAUGCAGUACCAUUGUAUCAUUGGGAAAGAUGAAGGGUUGAAGCUCUAUUACACCUUUGUGUCUCUGUGUCAAAGUGAACUCUCUACCUGCCAAAAAACGGAUACGUUUACAGAGGUUAAACAUGGAACUUAUGGAAACAGACAGGUCCUGAAGCUAGAUACAAAUGGACCUUAUACUCAUCUGAUGGAGUUUUAGGAGUGGAAAGUUUAAUUUUUUUGUAAUGUGAUCAAUGGGUAAAGACCAAUGGACCUAAAGUAAAUGCACAUUUAUGGUUUCACUCCUGAAUAAAAUAUAUUUAAAAGCCUGUAAAAUAGGUUUGUG
Molecule: messenger RNA, 709 nt
Organism: Triplophysa rosa
Lineage: Eukaryota; Metazoa; Chordata; Actinopteri; Cypriniformes; Nemacheilidae
Gene: dtd2
Product: D-aminoacyl-tRNA deacylase 2
Exons: 4
Coding region: 77-583 (168 amino acids)
Biological process (GO): tRNA metabolic process
Cellular component (GO): cytoplasm
Molecular function (GO): D-tyrosyl-tRNA(Tyr) deacylase activity
Source: RefSeq, a predicted model, not a curated record